This is a messenger RNA of Filobasidium floriforme, 1327 nucleotides long. RefSeq lists its product as uncharacterized. NCBI's taxonomy places the organism in Eukaryota, Fungi, Basidiomycota, Tremellomycetes, Filobasidiales, Filobasidiaceae. Bases 26 to 1327 code for a protein of 433 amino acids. The transcript has 4 exons. The record is from RefSeq and is a predicted model, not a curated record.
CCAUCUUACGCCGUUAUCAGAAAGGAUGUAUGCAUCACUCGAGUACACCAGAAGCUUGAUAUUCAACAUAAGCCUCCAACAAGAGAACUUUCAUGGAAAGAUGAAACCCCGCUCCCAUACCAUCGAACUGGCUACUGGUCUGAUCCUCAGGGUCGUCUCACGGGGGGCUCCCGUUGCGUCAUUCUCUAUCGCAUUCCGCGAUCGCACCGGUCAUAGCGUUGACAUGGUCACCUGGACGGAUCUCUGGUUCCAUCACAUCCUCGACAUGAGGGAUGAGGUGACUGCCGAAUACACCAAGAUCGUUGCGCCGAGCGCUGUAGGCCUAGAAAUCGUGAAGUUCAACGACUCCAAUGACUUUACCUGCCAAGCCUGGCUUGAUCUCCCGGAAGCUGAAGCAGAAGAUGAAGAUGAAGAUGAAGAUGAAGAUGAACUGGACAACUGCAAGCAUUGGAGGGUUUGGCUUGAGAAUCCCGAGAUGGAGGUCGAAGUCUCGCACUUUAGUCAAGAUCUGAGUCAGGCUACCAGAGGAAGUCGUCAAGGACGAGGCGCCUCACUGAAGAAGGACGUGGUUCAUGGCCGAUUGGAAGCUCUCAUGAAAUACAAAGAGCUAUCUGCUUUUCCUACCUGUUACGUAAUAGCGAUGGAAACCAACGAAAUCCACUCACAUCGCGCGCAACUCAACCUACCCAAACACAACCCGACAAGGAUUCUACCCUUUCACGUUACAACCAUGUCCAGUCUAGUCACCUCGAACCACGGCCUCUCCUCUCGAGGCCUCGUCACUCGCUACACUUCGAUCUUGCACGAAUCCGCUGCGUCCACUCAGGCCUGUCACGACAGGAUCCGCUUGCCCGGUGGCCUUUCCAUCUGCAUCGAGUCGAGCGGCCGCGCCCACUCUGUCGUCUUGUCGAUCACCUUUUUCGACAAGACCGCCAACCGCGUCGGCCCGGCCAGGUGGGCCGAGGUCUGGUCCGAGACCAUCGCCGCCAAGAAGCAAGCCGCCGAUGUCUACGGGGGCGGCGAUGAGGUCGAUGCCAUGACCAUCGGUCUCUUGAUCGACAUUGCGAACAUGGGCAGAAAGUCCUUUGCGGCGUACGCCAUCUACUGGGACGCCGAUGCCCCUCCCGCUUGUCGUCACGGAUGCAAGACCUGGAAGGUCGGCGAGUCUGCCGGACGUCCCAAGGUCACCGAGGUUCCUACUGCUGGCGGGCACAGGACUAUCAACACCCCCUACGGUGUUCUUCGUUGCGACAGGCAGUCGACCGCUCGUUCCCACAGCAUCGGAGGUUUCCCUUCCUCGAGCGCCCUCCAGUACUUGGACGACUGA